AUGGCUGGGCAGAUGGCGGUGCUGGGUUCAGCUGUUUUGGCUCUCUUGUUAGCUGGCUAUCUAGCACAGCAAUAUUUACCGAUGCCUACACCAAAAGUAAUUGGGAUUGACCUUGGCACGACUUACUGCUCUGUUGGUGUCUUUCUUCCUGGAACAGGGCAGGUGAAGGUUAUUGCAGAUGAAAAUGGGCACAACAGCAUACCAAGUAUAGUCUCUUUCACAGACAGAGAUGUGUAUGUAGGAUAUGAUGGCCUAGAACUGGCUGAUUCAAAUCCUCAGAACACCAUAUAUGAUGCAAAAAGAUUCAUUGGGAAAAUCUUCACUUCAGAAGAACUGAAAAGUGAAAGUAGCAGGUAUCCUUUUAAGAUUUUCAACAACAACGGAUCAGCUGAAUUUUCUGUGACUACUAAUGAAACUUUUCGCAUCACUCCAGAGCAUAUUGGCUCUCAGCUGCUACUGAAACUGAAGAGCAUGGCAGAAGACUAUCUUGGCAUGCCCAUUUCAAAGGCGGUAAUCUCUGUGCCAGCAGAGUUUGAUGAAAGGCAACGGAAUUCUACCAUUAAGGCAGCUAACCUUGCAGGGCUAGAAAUUUUGCGAGUAAUCAAUGAACCCACAGCUGCAGCUAUGGCUUAUGGACUCCACAAAGCUGAUGUGUUUAAUGUUCUGGUGGUGGAUUUGGGUGGAGGAACUUUGGAUGUGUCUCUGUUGAACAAACAGGGAGGGAUGUUCCUCACACGAGCCAUGGCAGGUAACAACAAACUUGGAGGACAGGAUUUUAAUCAGAGGUUGAUGCUGUAUUUCUAUGAUCAGCUCCAACAAAUGUAUGGUUCUCUGCCAACAAGAAAAGAAGAAAUACAUCGCCUCAGACAGGCUGUGGAAGCAGUUAAAUUAAAUUUGACUGUUCAUGAGGCAGCUACACUAAGGGUGUCAUUGACUAUGCCAGAAAGGAAGCUUACAAAAGAAAUUCCAGAAAGUGAGGUAAAAACAAACACUGGGCUAAAAGGCAAGCCUUCGCAAAAAGCAGAUCUGAAAAACCUUGGAGAUACUUCAGAAGUAGAGAACAACUUUGUCAAAGUUGUGUUUGAAACAGAAAUCUCUAGGAAGCUAUUUGAGAUGUUAAAUGAGGACCUUUUUGAGAAGAUUCUUGUGCCCAUUGAACAGGUGUUGAAGGAAGGCCAUCUACACAAAGCGGAAGUGGAUGAAAUUGUGUUAGUUGGAGGCUCCACCCGGAUUCCUCAAAUACGCAAAGUUAUUCAGGAUUUCUUUGGAAAGGAACCUAACACCUCUGUAGAUCCUGAUCUAGCAGUUGUAAUGGGCGUAGCUAUCCAAGCAGGAAUCGUUGGUGGGUCCUGGCCUCUCCAAGUCAGCGCUAUAGAAAUUCCUAAUAAGCAUUUACGGAAGACUAAUUUUAACUGAAUAUAAACUCUUCCCCAUUGCAUUCCAUCUCUCCAAAAGUGUACUCUGAUGGUGCAUACUUAUCUGACUGGCAGCAGACCCUAAUCUUAGCCAUAUUAUAUUCAUUUUUUUAUCUAUUCCAGGUAGGUGUUACUGGAUGCCUAACUGUGUUAAAGCUAGAUGUUACUUUAAAGGUACGAAUGGUUUUUGAAGUUCUGAAGUGUCCUGUAUUUGCUUGUAGAUUGGAUAUUGGAUGAAAAUGCUAGUGAUGACACGCUCACAUUUUCUUGCUAAAUUUUAUUAGCAAAUCCUGAAGAGGUGUAUGCUUAAAAUAAAAGGGAGUGUGACCAAAUGUUAGAGGUAAUGUGGUAUGGUACUUAGGUAUUCCCAGGUCCAAUGUAUUUACUUUGAAAGAAUGUGAAGCAGUGUUAACGCACAUAGCGCUAGCAGUCUUGAGCUUAAAUUUAUUUAUUAAAUUGUCAUUUGAGCAUUUAAGCACCUUUCUAAAAGGCAUGUUGCAGCUUGAAUGAGACUUAUGCAUUCACUUGAUUCUUCUGCUGUUCAUAACAGCAUAAUGGUAUUACUGAGGCUAUAUGGCAAAUUGUCUCAUGUUUCAGCUGAACCGUAUUAAGAAACUUAGCUCUUGCUAAUGUAGAGUUACUUAGUCUGUCUUCAAGGCUUACUUCCUGAUCUGGUUUUGAUGGUUAACAUACAGGUGCUGCUGUCAUACCACUGAUGUUCUCCAUGGAGAACAAGGGCGUAUCGCCAACUAUUUAUACUUCCCCUGCCUUAUUUGAAAACUGCAGUAAUUUUAUGUAUCUUAAAGCCACACCUGUAUGUCUUCCCUUGAAUUUGACCAAUGUGAAUUUCAUUGUUGCACAACCACAAGUGUGUGAUGUCUUUCCCCUUGAGUAUCUCAAGCUGUACUGUUUUCAGGGGGAAAGUGUGGGACAGAAGGGACUGCCUGGAUGAAGUCUAGUUCCUGUAGUCCUAGUAAAUGAAAACUCACCCAACUGUUUUAUACUUUUUAGCUCAUAUCACUGGUUUAAGUUUUGUCAUAUCCCUACUCUAAACCAAACAUAGAUCGGAGAUUGUAGCUGUCCUUUUGGGAUGGAAGCAGCGUGUGUAACACAGGAUUUGAGGUAGCGCUUCUUAAGACUUUAUUUUAAGCAAAUAGUUUGCUACUCAGCUAUCUAGCAAAUGCAUGAGGAGGAAAAAAUUAAUGAUCUGAAAAAACAAAUUGGUGGCAGUUCUGCUCUCUUUGGAGAGUUAAAUCAAUACUUAAAGGCCAGUUGAAUUCUUUUACCUGUAUAGAACUUUCUACAAUGAAAACACUUCAUUCAGUUAAGACUAGCUUCAACAUCCAUCAAUCCAGUCUUCACCAGGUAGGCUCUAGUAACAGGUAGUUCUAAGCAUUUUCUUGUAUGCUCCAGAAUAAUUCUGUUUGGAUUAAACAUGCCAAGAUAAAGUGUGGGGCUUAAAUUUAUUAACCUGUGACUAUAUUAAAAUAGGCUUAUUAUUCUCUUGGCAGUAGGCCUGAUUUAUGGCACUGUCAUAAAUGAAUUGUGCUGCUUCAGCUGUUUGCAUAGCUAUUGUCUAAACAUAUCUUUGAAGUAAUCCGAUUAAAAUCUUCUUAAAUUGAAUCAUAGUUGCAUACAACCAUUCCAUCAGCAUUGUUUAACUUCACAGAGGAUUCCCAAAAUAUUGCUAAGAUCUGUUUAAUUUCCCUGAGUUGAAAACCAAAGUGAUAUUUUUAUUUGAGGAUUUUUUCCUUUGUACCUUUUUGAAAGUGACCUUGUCUCUAAGUCUGUAUGGAACUUCCAGUAAUGUGAUAAUAUGUUCAAGACAAAAUGUUGCACAGCUAUAAAGAGUGAGUGGUAAGUCCUGCGGUAACUCCCACAUUGAAGGAAGUGCCUCUUCAGUGAAAUCAUGGAUGAAUGCCAACAUACAGUACAGUGCUCGUAUGCAGUUGCUAUUUGGGGCCUUUGCUUUGCAGAUACAAAUGUAUGUAUUUAAUUCAACUUAUAUUCCAAUGUCUUUGGAGUCAUUGUGGCCUUUCCUUCUGCCCUGCUGUAAAUUCAUCUCAAAGGCUACUGGAGUUACAGUAGCUCUCUAGUCUUCAUUUUUUUUUAAUGCACUGUGUAAAAUGAGCAGACCUGUAUAAAAAUAGAACCACAUCACAGUGAAGUUAAACUAUUAAAAGCUUUUUGCAAUUUUGGGACAAAUCAGGUAGGAGUGUGGGAGUAACUUUAAACUGUUAAACUCUCAAUGCAAAUAAAUGAAGUACUUUUUUUCUUUUUCUUUUCACAUACUUCUUCACUCUGGAGGAGUUAAGUCUCCUUCAGUGUUAAUCUAGGAAUUGUAAAGGAAGGGUGAGUUGUUGUUUACUUGUUUUUUUAAAAAAAAAAAAUCCAUAAAAGGGUAUUUAUUCAGAUUUCUAUACAGAUUUUUUUUUAGUA
This is a messenger RNA of Gavia stellata (red-throated loon), 3854 nucleotides long. RefSeq names its product heat shock protein family A (Hsp70) member 13 (gene HSPA13). The record is from RefSeq and is a predicted model, not a curated record. Lineage: Eukaryota; Metazoa; Chordata; Aves; Gaviiformes; Gaviidae. Gene Ontology annotation, biological process: cellular response to unfolded protein; vesicle-mediated transport; protein refolding. The transcript is spliced from 5 exons. Gene Ontology annotation, molecular function: ATP hydrolysis activity; ATP binding; misfolded protein binding. Bases 1 to 1416 code for a protein of 471 amino acids. Gene Ontology annotation, cellular component: plasma membrane; nucleus; cytosol.